This is a messenger RNA of Hypoxylon fragiforme, 1810 nucleotides long. Its product is annotated as DnaJ-domain-containing protein. Gene Ontology annotation, molecular function: misfolded protein binding; protein-folding chaperone binding. Lineage: Eukaryota; Fungi; Ascomycota; Sordariomycetes; Xylariales; Hypoxylaceae. The transcript has a single exon. The coding region runs from base 519 to 1703 and encodes 394 amino acids. The record is from RefSeq and is a predicted model, not a curated record. Gene Ontology annotation, cellular component: endoplasmic reticulum.
GUGUUUCAUAGGCCUACGAUUGCUCGAACGCUGUCUAGACCUGGGCAGCCAAGGGCUGUUCGCAGGUGUAUGUAGAACGGCCCCUAUUGGAGUUCGAGAGACGUUUCGCCACUUUCAGGUCACCGGCGAUUGGGUGUAUCCAUUAGCCGACCCAUGAAACUUGCGACCUAUCGGGUUGUUGUCCCUUCACACUAUGGACAACUUUCGGCGCGCGCACUUACACAUGGCAGUCAGCAUUACUCCUGGUGUUGUAUGUUUGGCCCUUGGCACCACAUCAUGGUGUUAGAUAGGUAGCGGAGGUGUUUAGGGUUGACUGGAUAUCCACGUAACAAGCUAUGUUUUGACGGAGAGGUCCCACGUGUGCGACUACUGCAUCAUUAAGAAAUAAAAAAAUAAAAAAAUAAAAAAAGAAUAGCGUGACGUGAUUAGAAACAGAGUAGAAAUAUAAUGAACAAGAACGUCGUUGCACUCUUUUGUCCCCCAGCACGAAGACGAUUCCAAAACAUCACACGCAAAUCAUGACAAUAUCGAGUACGACGACAAUCAUGGUGUUCGAAAGGCGUAAAGUCGAGUACAAAAUCUCCAACUCACAGGCUCGAAAAAUGGACAAAUUCACCAUACCCAAUACCCAAACUCGCCAUAAACCCGAUCUUACCAAACACUAUAGACAUACGAAACCUCCUCGCAACAUACCCUCUAAUCCAGCACCUAUAACCAUGGCUCGUCCGAGCUUCCCAAAACAUAACCUCUACAAGAUUCUCGGCGUUGAUAGCAAGGCCUCUUUAGAUGACAUCAAGAAAGCAUACCGGGAUCUUUGCCUAAAGGUACACCCGGACAAAGCAGAAGGAGGAAGCACACCCGAGAACAAUGAUCGAUUCGCCAAGGUCCAAGAGGCCUGGGAGAUUCUUCGCGACGAAGUGCUUCGGCCAGACUACGACGAAUUUCGCGCCAACGGGUACAAAGACACUGGGAAUCGUGAUAAACACUCAAAGCGUCAUCGUCACCGAAAGCAGCACCCAGGGUCAUACACCGGUGAUAAUAAACCCCAUCGUGAUGACUCGCCUGAAGGAGAUCAAUAUCAUGCUCCAGGUGAAUCAUCGUACGCGCCGAAACCGAAUCGUCCAAAGGAGCCGUAUUUCGAAGAGUGGGGCCCGGGCCCUGCUCCGAAUGACCACUACAAGUGGCGAGACCACCAGCCCGACCCUCGCCGAAACGCAAGUCCGCCUCGGUCUAUAAAACUCGAGGACCGCAUUAUCGCGAUGAGAAUCCGGUCAGCCUUGAAACCCAUCUACAUUGAUAUCGACUUCUUGCAGACCGACCUCGACUCCCUCUCCGAUAAUUUCCAGCAACACGUUCAUUUGCCGAGGCGUGAAAUGGUCAAAUGGGGAAACCGCUUUGACUACGCUCAACUCGCCAUUAACCUGGCCGAAGACUUGUACAUUGAGAUUUGUAUUCUGUUGGAAGAGGUUGAGUCUGGGCAUAGUGCCUCGCCGUACGUUUCGGAGCUUCCCGACCAGCUUGGCGCCCUUCAAGCGCAAGUAACAAGGAUGAGGAUGGCUUCAAUUGGGGCGAACAUCGUAUUCGAACAAUUAACGAGGUGUCCACCUCACGAUAACGAGUGGCGCCAACUCAUGGAAGACUUCAGUGAAAAGCUGCACGUUUGGGCUAUGCCCGCCUAUAAGCGAUCUCGCCCGAAGGCUUGAGGGGGAGAUUGGUGAUUUCAUCAUCCGGGCGAACUUGACCAGGAAAGGGAGCUGAGGCGUUUCGGUAAAGGAACCAGGACUGAUUUAUACCCAUUUUGAAGCAAAUU